AUGGCUACCUUUGCUCACACCAUCGCCGCACGUUUCAGGAAUGUCACGCGAACGGUACACACCGCGAUCGAGCGCGCCAUCCGUGACGGACUCCCUUCGCAACCUCCUCCGGUGCGAGGCAAGCCACACCAUGAAGGCAUGAGCGCUGCAUUGCAACUCCACUCCCUCCGAUCGCGUACUGACCUGCAGACACGAAGGGUGAAUUUUGACGAGGAAAACGUUAAGAAGCUGCUUCUGGAGAUCGGAGAGGAAGGUCAUGGAUUGGAAGAGCGGAUCAAGCUGGCGUUGUCGAAGACAGGACGUGGACCAUUGUCGAAGAACAUGAAGAGCACGAGUGGGAAGGACUUGGCCGAGUACGUUGAUCUUUUGGUCACAUCGCUCUAUCUUGGCGAAUGGGAUCGCAAGGAGUCCAACGUCUCGUUUGACGAAUGGGUGAACGAUCCACUGUGCCCAGCGGUAUCGGGUUGGAAGCCUCUCCCAUAUCAGUUGCAAGGCGUCGACGAUCAGGAUUCGACUAAGAACGGCGAUGGAGGCCAGCCGGUGCAGGCUUCGAGACGUAAGCCGGGGACUGGGAUUGGUAGCAAUCUGCGCAGCAGGCUCGUGCCUCGUACGAGACCACCUGUUCGGCCCCCAACGGUGGUGAACGCUGGGGUCGGUCAGAUAGCCAGCACUUUUACGGCAACCAGUACAGCUACAGCAAGCCCAUCGAAUAGCAAAACCAAGCGGAAAGCGGAUGAGAUUGAUGAUGAACACAAUGGAGGAGAUCUGCUCGUGGCAAAGCGCCAGGCUGUUGGUCCUGCAGCCGCCGCUAAGGAACCGGCAGCAAAGGCCUCGAGCGCGCCCCUCAAAGCACCAGCCUUUAUGUCCGCCGGAGGACCGAAGGUCGAUGCAGCCAUAAUUUCUCAGGUAGCGAGCCCGAUCGAUCACGCAAAUGUCUCCGGCGACUCUGGUCAUACCUCAGCUGUCGAUCGCGAGAAGACCUUGGCUCCCGCCGCGCCCAAGACUCUCACCACAGAGCGUGUUGGCACUAGCAUUCACUCCAGUCACACUCUAGAGGCCGCCGGUCGUUGGGGUGGGGAGUCCCUUCUAGCGCCACCCUACAGUCCGCUCACUGAGCCGGGCAGUAAGACGCCCGAUUUCACGUCUCUGCUGUUCGUGGAUUAUCGUUGA
Molecule: messenger RNA, 1170 nt
Organism: Recurvomyces mirabilis
Lineage: Eukaryota; Fungi; Ascomycota; Dothideomycetes; Mycosphaerellales; Teratosphaeriaceae
Exons: 1
Coding region: 1-1170 (389 amino acids)
Source: RefSeq, a predicted model, not a curated record